AUGGUGACAAAGGAUUUCCUCAAGCCCUGGAAGCGAAGUCCUGCCCGCCGGUACAUCUUCCGGCACGCCAACGUGGUCGAUCCUGUAGAUGGCUCAAUCCGCGAGAAUGCGACGGUUAUUCUACGCCAUGGCGUGGUUGAAUCGGUGACUGAGACAAGCUCGACGGACGACUACGGUGAUUUAGCGGCAGGCGCAAUUGUCAUCGACGCUCGUGGCCGCUAUCUGUGUCCUGGACUCAUCGACGCCCAUGUCCAUCUCACGUCGACUCCCGGUGGCAGGGGACUAGCAGAUAGCAUCAAGAUGGCCCCCGACCGCUCGAAGAUGCGCCAGCCAUUUGUCUGCCAGCAGAUGUUGCGGCGAGGCUUCACUUCAGCCCGGGAUUGCGGAGGCGCGACCCUAGCCUUAAAGGAAGCCAUUGCCGACGGUGUGUUCCCAGGUCCUCGCCUGUUUAUCGCUGGACAUGCGUUGAGCCAAACGGGCGGCCAUUCGGAUUUCCGCUCGGCAGAUGAUACGCACGAAUGCUGUGGCGGGCAUAUUACGGGACUGGGCCGCCUGGUCGACGGCGUGGCCGAGUGCAUGAAGUAUGCUCGCGAGGAGCUUCGAAUGGGCGCUGAUUUCAUCAAGAUCAUGACCGGGGGAGGGGUGGCCAGUCCAACCGACGCGCUGGAGAACCUGCAGUUCACCACGGAGGAGAUCAAGGCCAUCACCACCGUGGCGGCCAACAGUCGAACAUAUGUCACAGCGCAUGCAUACACGCCGGAAUCCAUUCGCCAUGCCAUCGACAACGGCGUGCUGGGCAUCGAGCACGGCAAUCUCCUAGAUGAACCUACGGCCGCUCUCAUGGCAGAAAAAGGCGUGUUUCUUACCCCAACCUUGAUCACAUACUCGGAAAUGUCCUCGCCUGAAUGGGAAGGUUUUUUACCUCCGGAAUCCGUGCAGAAAAACCAGCAGGUCCUUCAAGCAGGGCUCAAGUCACUGCAAAUUGCCGUGGCCGCCGGCGUCACGAUCUGCUUCGGGACCGAUCUUCUUGGCCCUAUGGGUGUCGCGCAGACCAAGGAGUUUUCCUUGCGGGCAAAGGUUCUGACGCCACUGCAGGUGCUCCAGAGCGCGACGAUUAAUCCUGCACGCCUGUGCAAACAGGAGGCUUUUCUCGGUCAGAUAAAGCCGGGGUUUGCCGCCGAUUUGUUGGUAUUGACGCAGAACCCACUGCAGGAUAUCACCAUCCUUGACGACCCAGACCGACAUCUGUUGGCUGUGAUCAAGGAAGGUUACGUACACGCAAGCCGGUGGUCCAAGUUACCGGAAGAUAUCGCAGCUCUACAGAGGAUUAUCGAAUGA
Molecule: messenger RNA, 1338 nt
Organism: Talaromyces atroroseus
Lineage: Eukaryota; Fungi; Ascomycota; Eurotiomycetes; Eurotiales; Trichocomaceae
Exons: 1
Coding region: 1-1338 (445 amino acids)
Molecular function (GO): hydrolase activity, acting on carbon-nitrogen (but not peptide) bonds
Source: RefSeq, a predicted model, not a curated record